AUGACAGGUAAUUAUCCUAAGCACAAUAUUCCCAACGGCUUCCUAACCCCUCCCGCCGAAGCCUUUACUACGAAUAAAAAGCGUGGGCGAUCUGCAUCUGUCCCUGGUUCCGAACGAACUUCGAGAUCAAGCCUAUCUAGAAUUACACUCGUUGAUCAAGAUGCUCAAAUCGCCACACAUUCGGGCUUAGAAGAUUCCGAUAGUAUCGCUCCAUCAAAAUAUAGCUGUCUAGAUCAUCUGCUGGCAAUUCUUCACAUCAUAUUCUGUAUCCCAUUGUCAAUAAAGAUGAAAAUGAGAUCUUCAGGGCCCAUCCAGGGCGUACCAUCCGAUAUGGAGAGCUGUCCUUGGGUACUUCCCGUGCUUGUUCUUUCAACACGAAGAGAUACGGACAAACAGCCAGUUCCAAAACGUGCGAAGUGCACCUUAGAUACCGGUAACAUGCAGGGAGAUAUCGUCUCGAGGGAAUUUGUUGAAAAGAUUCUCGAGUAUUCGGAAUUAAAUUUUGUUCCUUUGACUGAGGAGGAAAAGGAAGGCGGCUUCGGCGUGACAGGGCAUAAACUGGUACCAGAAGGAGCGAUUUAUUUGACCUGGUACCACAACAAAAGCACUCGGGUCUUCCACGACAUGCGAUUCCUCAUCUCACCACAUUCCCAAUGCGAUCUUAUCAUCGGAGCUCGAUCUAUCCAGAAAUAUAACCUACUCGGUGUUCCUAAUCUGAUGGCAACGACUAACACCAGGGUUGCGAAUUCAAAAGACCUCAUUAUGGACAAGAAAGAAGAGGAUCUGGUAAGGAAUCUCCUGAAACGACAGAAAAGUUUUGAAGACAAAGAAACCGAGCUGCUAGCAGCGUGCAAGGACACUGAGAACGAUAAGGAUUUGAAAAAUCUCCAGGAUAGACGCGACGUCGCCGCUCAAAAACUUGAAAUACGCAAGGCAGAAAUAGUCAACAAUAAGGAGCUCGUGGAUGAGCUAGAGAAAGGUCUUGAGAAUCUACCAGGGUAUAGCGGAGAUGAAACUUCGAUUUUUAAGGAGGAUCAAUUUCAGAUGUCCUCAAAUGCUUUGAAAAAUAGAGGGUUGCGCAAUUUCAUUGUUUUUGUGGGCAUGAGGCAUCAAAAGAUGCCGGGUAUGGAUAUCGCUCGUUUCUAG
This is a messenger RNA of Sclerotinia borealis F-4128, 1146 nucleotides long. The record is from the annotation of a GenBank genome assembly. Lineage: Eukaryota; Fungi; Ascomycota; Leotiomycetes; Helotiales; Sclerotiniaceae.